GGGCUCUCCUGGGACCCGUCUCCCUCUUCCCACCUUCCCCCGCUGACCGCGGCGGUGCCUGCGGCAGAGCCUCCCUCUGCAGCAGCCCCUUGCACUUGGCUCGCACUUCUGGGCGCUGUCCAUGGUUGCAGCAGUUUUCGGCGUUCCACGUCAGGAGGCCGCAGCAGGGCCCUGCGAUUGGCGGAGGAGCCCCUCGCCAUACCCCUGCACCUCCGCCCACGCGCCACGGCCCCGGAGGCGCGUGCCAGAGAGCGUGCCCGGCGCGCCCCGGGGCUCCCGGGCGGCACACCCACUUUCCUUAUUAGGGCAGAGUCGAGUGCCCAGAGCCGGCGGCCGGGCGAGGGGUGGGGCGGGGAGCCCGGGGGCCAGACGGCCGAGGGCGCAAGCACAGCCUCAGCCGCAGCCGCCUCCGAGCGGCAGGAGGGAGCAGUCGGUCGCUGCGCCCCGGCGGGCCACUUUCCCGGGACCCUGCUCCUCUUCCUUGUACCGAGAUUUUCCACUGCGCCCCUCCUAGUACCCGGGUUCCAAACCCCUAGCCACGACAUGGAAGAAUUUUUGCAACGCGCCAAAUCUAAACUGAAUCGAAGCAAACGCUUGGAGAAGGUCCAUGUGGUUAUUGGGCCUAAAUCAUGUGACUUGGAUUCUCUCAUUUCGACCUUCACAUAUGCUUACUUUCUAGACAAGGUCAGUCCACCAGGGGUUCUGUGUUUACCAGUGCUGAACAUACCAAGAACUGAAUUCAACUACUUCACCGAGACGAGGUUUAUUUUAGAAGAGCUAAAUAUUUCCGAAUCAUUCCACAUAUUCCGGGAUGAAAUUAACCUGCAUCAACUAAAUGAUGAAGGGAAGUUAUCGGUAACACUUGUUGGCGGCAACGUGCUGGCGAGUGAAGACAAAACUUUAGAAUCAGCAGUUGUCAAAGUCAUUAAUCCGGUUGAGCAGAGCGAUGCCAACGUUGAGUUCCGAGAGUCUUCCUCUUCCCUCGUGCUGAAGGAGAUUCUCCAGGAGGCUCCUGAGCUCAUCACCGAGCAACUGGCUCAUCGCCUCAGAGGUAGCAUUCUUUUCAAGUGGAUGACCAUGGAAUCAGAGAAGAUCUCAGAGAAGCAGGAGGAAAUUCUUUCUGUCCUGGAAGAAAAAUUUCCUAACUUACCUCCAAGAGAGGACAUCAUCAACGUCCUACAGGAGACCCAGUUCAGUGCUCAGGGUUUAAGUAUUGAACAGACAAUGUUGAAAGAUCUAAAGGAACUGUCUGAUGGAGAAAUAAAAGUGGCCAUUAGUACUGUGAGCAUGAACCUUGAGAAUUGUCUGUUUCACAGCAAUAUUACCAGUGACUUGAAGGCAUUUACAGACAAGUUUGGUUUUGAUGUCCUCAUCCUGUUCGCCAGCUAUCUGUCAGAGGAGCAGCAGCCGAGACGACAGAUUGCUGUGUACUCAGAAAACGUGGAGCUGUGCAGUCAGAUUUGCUGUGAGCUAGAAGAGUGUCAGAACCCUUGCCUAGAACUGGAGCCCUUUGACUGUGGCUGUGAUGAGAUCCUGGUGUACCAACAAGAGGACCCUUCAGUGACUUGUGAUCAGGUGGUUCUCGUUGUCAAGGAAGUCAUCAACAGGAGGUGUCCAGAGAUGGUCUCCAACAGCCGGACGUCCUCAACAGAAGCCGUGGCAGGCAGUGCCCCCCUCUCCCAGGGGUCUUCUGGGAUUAUGGAAUUGUAUGGUUCUGACGUAGAGCCACAGCCCAGCUCUGUGAAUUUCAUAGAGAACCCUCCAGAUCUCAACGAUUCUAACCAGGCUCAGGUGGAUGCAAACGUAGACCUCGUUAGCCCAGACAGCGGACUGGCUACCAUUAGGAGCAGCCGCUCAUCCAAGGAGAGCUCUGUUUUCCUCAGUGAUGAUAGCCCCGUGGGAGAAGGUGCUGGGCCUCACCAUACCCUCCUCCCAGGGCUUGACUCCUACAGCCCCAUCCCUGAAGGGGCAGUUGCGGAGGAACACGCAUGGUCUGGAGAACAUGGUGAACACUUCGACCUCUUCAAUUUUGACCCAGCACCCAUGGCUUCUGGCCAGUCCCAGCAAUCUUCUCAUUCCGCAGACUACUCCCCAGCGGAUGACUUCUUCCCCAACAGCGACCUGUCAGAAGGACAGCUCCCCGCUGGGCCUGAAGGACUUGAUGGCAUGGGAACCAACAUGUCUAAUUAUUCAUCCACUUCACUUUUGUCGGGGGCUGGCAAAGAUAGCCUUGUGGAAUAUGAUGAGGAGUUUGUCCAGAGACAAGAAAGUCCCAGAGAUAACUCUGAAAGAAAUUUGAGCCUGACAGAUUUUGUGGGAGAUGAAUCCCCUUCCCCAGAAAGGCUAAAAAAUAUUGGAAAGAGGAUCCCACCAACACCCAUGAAUAGUUUAGUAGAAAGCUCGCCAUCCACGGAAGAACCAGCCUCACUUUAUACAGAAGAUAUGACCCAAAAAGCCACUGACACAGGUCACAUGGGGCCACCUCAGACCCAUGCACGGUGCAGCAGCUGGUGGGGUGGUUUGGAAAUUGACUCCAAAAAUAUUGCAGAUGCGUGGAGUUCUAGUGAACGGGAAUCUGUUUUCCAGAGCCCUGAAUCGUGGAAAGAGCAUAAGCCAAGCUCCAUUGAUAGGAGAGCCUCAGAUUCUGUAUUUCAGCCAAAGAGUCUCGAAUUCACAAAGUCAGGUCCCUGGGAGUCUGAAUUUGGUCAGCCUGAACUGGGUAGUAAUGAUAUUCAAGACCAAAAUGAAGAAAGCUUGUCAUUCCAGAAUGUGCCCAUGGAGAAGCCGCCUUUGCCAAAUACAUCUCCCCAAGGAACAAACCACCUGAUAGAAGACUUUGCUUCUUUGUGGCAUUCUGGUCGCUCUCCCACAGCCAUGCCCGAGCCCUGGGGAAAUCCUACAGAUGAUGGUGAACCAGCAGCUGCGGCGCCAUUCCCAGCCUGGAGUGCGUUUGGUAAGGAAGAUCAUGCUGAAGCGUUAAAAAAUACCUGGAAUUUGCACCCAACAAGUGGCGAGACACCUUCUGUUAGGGACCCGAAUGAGUGGGCCAUGGCAAAAGGUGGAUUUGUCUUUUCUUCUUCAGAACUACUGGACAAUUCACCCAGUGAGAUAAAUGAAGCAGCUCCAGAAAUCUGGGGCAAGAGGAACAAUGACUCCAGGGAUCACAUCUUUGCACCUGGAAAUCCCAGUUCUGAUCUGGAUCAUACAUGGACUAAUUCUAAGCCACCAAAAGAAGAUCAGAAUGGUUUAGUGGAUCCUAAAACUAGGGGCAAAGUAUAUGAAAAGGUAGAUUCCUGGAACCUUUUUGAGGAGAGUAUGAAGAAAGGAGGGUCAGACGUCCUAGCUCCUUGGGAAGAUUCCUUCUUAUCUUACAAAUGCUCUGAUUACAGUGCAUCCAACCUAGGAGAAGAUUCGGUGCCAUCCCCCUUAGAUACCAAUUACUCCACCUCAGACUCUUACACAUCACCAACAUGUGCUGGAGACGAAAAGGAAACUGAACACAAGCCAUUUGCUAAAGAGGAAGGUUUUGAGUCAAAAGAUGGUAACUCCACGGCAGAGGAGACUGACAUUCCACCUCAGUCACUGCAACAGCCAUCUCGAAAUCGAAUCAGUUCAGGUCCUGGGAACCUAGACAUGUGGGCUUCACCUCAUACAGAUAACAGUUCUGAAAUAAAUGCCACUCACGACCCGGAUGAAAAUGAACUCAAGACAGAGCACACAGAUGGUAAGAAUGUCUCCAUGGAGGAGGACGUGGGGGAAAGCAGCCAGUCCAGUUACGAUGACCCCAGCAUGAUGCAACUGUACAAUGAAACAAACCGACAACUCACACUUUUGCACAGCAGCACCAACUCCCGGCAGACAGCGCCUGACAGUCUCGACUUGUGGAACAGAGUGAUUUUGGAGGAUACGCAGUCCACAGCAACGAUCUCAGAUAUGGACAAUGAUUUGGACUGGGAUGACUGCAGCGGGGGUGUGGCACUCCCCAGUGACGGUCAAACAGAAGGAUACAUGGCUGAAAGUACCGAGCCAGAAACCCGAUUUACAGUGAGACAGCUGGAACCCUGGGGCUUGGAGUAUCAGGAGGCAAAUCAGGUAGAUUGGGAGCUCCCUGCCUCUGAUGAGCAUACCAAGGACAGUGCUCCCAGUGGACAUCACACACUGAAUGAGAAAAGUGGGCAGCUAAUUGCAAACAGUAUUUGGGAUUCUGUCAUGAGAGAUAAAGACAUGUCAUCGUUCAUGUUACCAGGUUCCUCAUAUCUCACAGAUUCAGAGCAAAGCGAAUUGCCUUCUGAAAUCCCCAGCCAUUCAGCAAAUGUUAAAGACACUCACUGCCCAGAUGCGCCAGCAGCUUCUGGAACCAGUGAGUCAGGGGUACUUAUAUCUCAUCUUGACAACCAGGAGACAGAGAGAGAAACCCUGCAAAGUGAUGCAGCAUCCUUGGCGACUAGGCUUGAGAAUCCAGGGCAUUUUGCACACCCAGAUCCAUGGAAAGGUCGUAGCAAUGGACAAAGUGAAAGUGAGAAGGAAGCCCAGGGAGCCACUAACAGGGAGCACCUCGAUGAAGAGGAGGUGAUCGCCUCUGGUGUGGAGAGUGCCUCAGGGAUUUCUGAAAAAGGGCAGAGUGACCGGGAACUGUCUUCUCUGGUUGCAUCUGAACAUCAGGAAAUCUGCGUUAAAUCAGGCAAAAUCAGCUCUCUUGCAGUCACUUUCAGUCCUCAAACCGAGGAACCAGAGGAAGUUUCCGAGUGUGAGAAGGGGUCUCACAAUCUAGACUCCCGUGAUGUGCAAACAGGGAUGUCUGCAGAUAACCUGCGGCCAAAAGACACCUAUGAACAGCACCUCAUGAGUCAGAGAAAUUCAGGUGAAACUACUGAGACUUCAGAUGGGAUGAAUUUCCCAAAAUAUGUAUCUGUACCAGAAAAGAAUCUUGAGAAAACUGAAGAAUAUAACAUUCUAGAGCCAGAGAAUGUGGGUGGAAGGGGACCUCACAAAGUUCCCCGAGGCCUUGACUUUGGGGAUGCUCCUGUAGACAGUGUCGUGCAUGUCAGCUGCACAAGUUCCGAGAUAACCAAAAAUCUUGACGUUAAGGGGACUGAAAAUAGCCUUCCAGGAGCCAGUUCAUCUGGAAAUUUUGACAGAGAUACUAUUUCUAGUGAGUAUACUCAUUCAAGUGCAUCAAGUCCUGAGUUAAAUGAUUCUUCAGUUGCGCUGUCUUCCUGGGGCCAGCAACCCAGUUCUGGGUAUCAGGAAGAGAACCGAGGUAAUUGGAGUGAACAGAAUCACCAAGAAUCUGAACUAAUUACCACUGAUGGCCAAGUAGAAAUAGUUACCAAAAUGAAGGAUUUAGAGAAAAACAGAACAAAUGAGUUUGAAAAGAGUUUGGAUCGCAAAACUCCUACAUUUUUAGAGAUCUGGAAUGACUCGAUUGAUGCUGAUUCCUUGUCCUCUUUGUCUAGUCCUGAAACAGGCAGAUAUUCUGAGCAUUCAGGGACACGUCAGGAAAGCAAUCUCAUCGCUAGCUACCAGGAGAAAAAUGAACAUGACAUUUCUGCAACUGUGCAGCCAGAGGAUGCCAGGGCCAUUUCAACAAGCUCAGGUUCUGACGAUGACAGUGUCGGUGGUGAAGAGUCAGUGGAGGAAGAGAUCCAGGCGGCCAACUGCCACGUUGCUCAGGAUGAAUCCAGGGCUUGGGAGUCACUGAAUGAAUCGAAUAAGUUCUUGGUCACAGCUGAUCCUAAGUCUGAAAAUAUUUAUGACUACCUAGGCAGCUCAGAGCCAGCAGAGAAUGAGAGUAAGUCAAACCCAUUCUGUGACAAUCAGCAAAGCAGCCCUGAUCACUGGAAUUUCUCACCGUUAACGGAGACUGAAACACAGAUUCCAGCAGUGGAGAAGGAGAUGAGAUCUUCUCCAGAAACAGGGAAGACAGGAGAUGUUGCAUGGCAAAUAUCUCCCAAAGCUGAACCAAAGAACGAAGAUAAUUCUCAACUGGAAAUGCUGGGCUUCUCAGCUGAUAGCACUGAGUGGUGGAAUGCCUCACCCCAGGAAGGGAGACUAAUUGAGAGUACAUUUGAAAGAGAGCUGUCUGAUCCCAGUGAUGUGUUGGAGAUAAAUUCUUCCGUAUAUCAAAAUGCCAGUCCCUGGGGAGUACCAGUUCAGAAUGAUAUUGAGCCCGUGGAAACACACUAUGCUAAUCCUUUUAGUGACAACCAUCAGUCACCCUUCCUGGAAGGUAAUGGGAAGAACUCCCAUGAGCAACUCUGGAACAUUCAACCAAGGCAGCCAGACCCAGAUGCUGACAAAUUCAGCCAGCUUGUAAUAUUGGACCAAAUCAAAGAAAAGGACUCAAGAGAGCAAACCUUUGUGUCUGCUGCUGGCGAUGAGCUGACUCCUGAAACACCGACCCAGGAGCGGCAUCGGGACGCCAUGCUGUCAGUCUGCAAUCAGCCAGAUGCAGGCUUUACUCAUGCAGAGGAAAAUGGUUGUGUUACAUCUAAUGUUUCAACAAAUGAAGGUCAAGAAACAAAUCAGUGGGAACAAGAAAAAUCAUACCUGGGUGAGAUGACACAUUCAAGCAUUGCCACAGAAAAUUUUCCUGCUGUCAGUUCUCCCACCCAACUGAUAAUGAAGCCAGGCUCUGAAUGGGAUGGCUCUGCCCCAAAUGAGGACUCCCAAGGUACAUUUGUGCCAGAUAUUUUACAUGGCAACUUUCAAGAGGGUGGGCAGCUGGCCUCUGCCGCGCCUGACUUGUGGGUGGAUGCUAAGAAGCCCAUCAGUUUGAAAGCAGAUGGUGAGAAUCCUGAUAUCCUGACACAUUGCGACCACGACAGCAAUUCUCAGGCUUCCAACAGCCCUGAUAUAUGUCACGAUUCUGAAGCGAAGCAAGACACUGAGAAGCACCUCGGUGCUUGCAUGAGACCUGAAGUGGAAUCCAGUGAGCUUUGUCUCACUGAGCCAGAGAUGGAUAAAGAACCCAUUCAUGAGCCUGGACAGGAGUUUGUCCCAUCCAAUGCAGAACUCGAUUCUGAAAACGCAACUCCGCUGCCUCCAAUUGGCAAUCAGGCAGACAUAAAGGGCUCCUCUCAGCCCGCCUCUCAUAAAGGUUCACCUGAACCUUCUGAAAUAAAUAGUGAUGACAAUACAGAUUUACAAGCAUCAGAAAAAGGAGCCAGCCCAGAUAUGGCACCAAUUUUGGAACCAGUUGACAGAAGAAUCCCAAGGAUUGAAAAUGUGGCAACUAGCAUUUUUGUAACUCACCAAGAGCCAACUCCGGAAGGCGACAGUUCUUGGUUAUCAGACAGCUUUUCUCCUGAAAGUCAGUCUGGUGCAAGAGCUUUGUUUGAUGGUGAGCCACGUUUAUCCACAGAGAAUCCUGCCAUGGUUCCUGAUGCUUUGCUAGCCUCAGACACUUGUCUGGAUAUAAGCGAAGCUGCCUUUGACCACAGUUUCAGCGAUGCCUCAGGUCUCAACACAUCCACGGGAACGAUAGAUGACAUGAGUAAACUGACAUUAUCCGAAGGUCAUCCUGAAACGCCAGUUGAUGGGGACCUAGCGAAGCAAGAUAUCUGCUCAUCCGAAGCCUCGUGGGGUGAUUUUGAAUACGAUGUAAUGGGCCAGAAUAUCGAUGAAGAUUUACUGAGAGAGCCUGAACACUUCCUGUAUGGUGGUGACCCUCCUUUGGAGGAAGAUUCUCUGAAGCAGUCGCUGGCACCAUACACACCUCCCUUUGAUUUAUCCUAUCUCACAGAGCCUGCCCAGAGUGCUGAAACAAUAGAGGAAGCUGGGUCUCCAGAGGAUGAGUCUCUGGGAUACAGAGCAGCAGAGAUAGUGCUUUCUGCGCUUCCUGAUAGAAGAAGUGAGGUAAACCAGGCUGAGACCAAAAACAGACUGCCUGGAUCCCAGCUGGCUGUGCUGCAUAUUCAUGAAGACCCUGAGUCCGUUUAUUUGCCUGUAGGAGCAGGCGCCAACAUUUUGUCUCCAUCAAGCACUGACUGGGAAGUAGAAACAGAUAAUUCUGAUUUACCAGCAGGUGGAGACAUAGGACCACCAAAUGGUGACAGCAAGGAAAUAUCAGAAUUGGAAGAAGAAAAAGUAAUUCCUACCAAAGAGCCUGAGCAGAUAAAAUCAGAAUACAAGGAAGGCAGAUGUACAGAGAAGAAUGAAGAUCGUCAUGUACUACACAUGGAUUACAUACUUGUAAACCAUGAAGAAAAUUUACAUUCAAAGCCAGAGGCCCGUGAAGAAAGAGAAAGCAUAGCUGAAUUAGAAUUGUAUGUAGGUUCCAAAGAAACAGGGCCGCAGGGAACUCAGUUAGCAAGCUUCCCAGACACAUGUCAGCCUGCCUCCUUAAAUGAAACAAAAGGUAUCUCUGCAGAGAAAAUGUCUUCUAAAGGCGAUACGAGAUCAUCUUUUGAAAGCCCUGCACAAGACCAGAGUUGGAUGUUCUUGGGCCAUAGUGAGGUUGGUGAUCUAUCAUCAGGGCCUGGGUGGUCUGGCAAGACUGUGGAGCCAUUCUCUGAACUCAGCUUGGGCGAGGGUCCCCAGCUGCAGAUUCUGCAAGAAAUGAAGCCUCUAGAAUCUUUAGCACUAGAGGAAGCCUCUGGUCCAGUCAGCCAAUCACAGAAGAGUAAGAGCCGAGGCAGGGCUGACCCGGAUGCAGUUAUGUUGCAGGCUGUCACCCAUGACAGUGAAUGGGAAAUGCUUUCACCACAGCCUGCUCAGAAAACCAUGAUCCGUGACACGGAAAUGGAGGAGGAGACAGAGUUCCUUGAGCUCGGAACCAGGAAACCAAGACCACAUGGACUACUGUCAGAGGAUGUAGGAAUGGACAUCCCGUUUGAAGAGGGGGUGCUGAGUCCCAGUGCUGCAGACAUGAGGCCUGAACCUCCUAAUUCUCUGGAUCUUAAUGGCACUCAUCCUCGGAGAAUCAAGCUCACAGCCCCAAAUAUCAAUCUUUCUCUGGACCAAAGUGAAGGAUCUAUUCUCUCUGAUGAUAACUUAGACAGUCCAGAUGAAAUUGACAUCAAUGUGGAUGAACUUGAUACCCCCGAUGAAGCAGAUUCUUUUGAGUACACUGGCCAUGAAGAUCCCACAGCCAACAAAGAUUCUGGCCAAGAGUCAGAGUCUAUUCCAGAAUAUACGGCCGAAGAGGAACGGGAGGACAACCGGCUGUGGAGGACAGUGGUGAUUGGAGAACAAGAGCAGCGCAUUGACAUGAAGGUCAUCGAGCCCUACAGGAGAGUCAUUUCUCACGGAGGAGAUUCAGGAUACUAUGGGGACGGUCUAAAUGCCAUCAUUGUGUUUGCCGCCUGUUUUCUGCCAGACAGCGGUCGGGCGGAUUACCACUAUGUCAUGGAAAAUCUUUUCCUAUAUGUAAUAAGUACUUUAGAGUUGAUGGUAGCUGAAGACUAUAUGAUUGUGUACUUGAAUGGUGCAACCCCAAGACGGAAGAUGCCAGGGCUAGGCUGGAUGAAGAAAUGCUACCAGAUGAUUGACAGACGGUUGAGGAAGAAUUUGAAAUCAUUCAUCAUUGUUCAUCCAUCUUGGUUCAUCAGAACAAUCCUUGCUGUGACACGACCUUUUAUAAGUUCAAAAUUCAGCAGUAAAAUUAAAUAUGUCAAUAGCUUAUCAGAACUCAGUGGGCUGAUCCCAAUGGAUUGCAUCCACAUUCCAGAGAGCAUCAUCAAGUACGAUGAAGAGAGAUCUUAUAAGAGAAGUGUGAGACUGGAUGAAGAACUGAGGGAAGCUUCAGAAGCAGCUAAAACUAGCUGCCUUUACAAUGAUCCAGAAAUGUCUUCUAUGGAGAAGGAUAUUGACUUGAAGCUGAAAGAAAAGCCCUAGUUGGCCACGCUGGAAGAAGAGGAUGCUUUUCCGGUUCAUGGUUCUGUUGAAACUUAUCUACCUGAAAGAGACAGGGCUGAUGUGCCAUUCUAAAUUUCUAAGGGGAAAAAUAGGAAGAAAGUUUGUUUACUCUUAACGUAUUUUGUGAAAUUGUGUGUACUUUCCUAUUUUGCCAAUUAUGUGCCUCAAAGAUUUUAGUUGAGCCUUAGCAAGAAAGUACGACCUUCCAUUUCAAUACUUCGUUGACACAGUGCGGUGAUAUUUUGUCCCUUACCCAGGUGUUUACCAGUAAGAUACCUUUAAUCCACUGUAAAUAUUAGUGGAUUUGUUUCCAUAGAUUAGCUGGAUUACCCUUUGGUGAUUGCAUUAGGUUUAAAGGACACAGGGCUCAACUCCUCCCAGGAAAGUUACCCCUGUGCGACUCCACCUUUAAAAUCCUAAGCCUGACUAGGACAGCCAUAAACCACACAAGGUAUAAAACCAUCAUCAGCUAAGUGCCCACUUUGUUCUUGUUUACCAGAAUCUCCUUUAACUUCUCAAAGGGAAGCCGGGCUUUCUAAUCCACAUCAACUUUAUUUUAGUUGUCAGAUUGGUCAUUACAUUUUAUGUAAAUUGGUCUUUUAACAGAUCAUUUUUCUGAUGAAUGUUGGUGACCUCCACAUUGCGAAAUUUAAGAAUGAGCGUUGCAAGUUUGGUAGCUCUCUGAGCUUCAAGCCAUAAACUCAGCUCAAGAUGUUACCUUAUAAGUGCCAAGAGCUCAAGUGCAAGGUGGCCUACUCAAAAAUCAUUUGGUAGCAUUCAGUUAUCCAUGAAUUCUUCUCUCGCAUGCAUUAUAAAAAGUGAUCUGCUUUAAAACACUAUAAUCUGAUCACAGGCUUAAAAUUAAAUAUGAGUAUAUUAAAUUAAAUAUGUACUUUCAUGUACAAAAUAUUUCCUUUAUAGUCUUCAUAUGCCCUGUAAAAUGCCGACAAGAUUUCAAGUCUGUAGGCCUCUAGCGGGGUGGGGUGGCAAACCACAGCUAACUCUAGCUCACCACUGCAAGCUCAGAAUGGCUUUUAUAUUUUGGGUUGGAAAAAAAAUUUUUUGAAUACUUCAUGACACAUGAAAAUUAUUCAAAUGUUAGUACCCAUAAAUAAAGUGUUACUGAAACACAGCCACACAAACUUGUUUUUGUGCUGUCUACAGCUACUUUCACACUACAACUGCAGAGCUGAGCAGUUCAACAGACCGUAUGUCCCACAAUGCCUAAAACGUUGAGUAUGUUUACAGAAAAAGUUUGCUGACCCCUGCUCUAGCAAACGCAUCCUUUCCUAGUCCACCCCAAUUUGUAUUUAGUUUCCCUAACAGAACGGACAAAUGAGGCUGCAAACUAAUUUAUUUUUGUCAAAAAUAAAUGUUUUGACAUCCACAGACAGUAAAAUAGAAGAAAUAGCCUGCUGAAAAAGAUGAGGAGCCCUAGCCACAAAAUCACUGCUUAGGUUGCAAUUGUCAAAAAUGAAGCCUUCUUAGAAGCACCUCUUUAGUAUUUACAGGUGUUGGCUGAAGUCCGCACCUCACUCUGGGAACCAUUCUUAGUCUCCAGUGUCUCCUAUUACAAAGAAGCUGGCAGAAAUGAAAAUGAAGGGGAGAGAGGGGCUCCCCCCUAGUCUCUUGGUGGAAAAUUCACUAGGGAGAGCUGUCCAGGAUACUUGGAGCUCUUGGUAGAAGGAGCCUGUAACUGCUUUGAAGUAGACGUCAUUGCACAGGUGACUGAGUUUCUCUGACCUCAUUGCUUCAUGUCUGUCUCCUCCUGUCCUCCUGCAUGUGCUCCCACACACACAGGUCGGCCCUCUUUCCUCCAUAAGCCUCCAUCAUUUUCUCUUUUCUCCUCUUGAUUGAGAUACAAAAGCGAGUAUCUUGUUGAAUUGUAUGUUCUAUUGGAUCUCCUCCCUCAUAACACCUGGCUUGUUGGACAGAAAAACCCUACAGCCCACCCUCUCCCAUAGCCCCUUCUCCACUUUUGAUAGCCCAAAUUACGCCUCUCCCAGAACACAGUGUUGACAUAAACACAGUUACCCAAUAUUCCUGUUUGUUCACCUAUCUGCUACUUUCACUCAGUAGCAUCCCAUUUUGUAAAAUGAAUUGCAUGGUCACCCUGUCACAGGAAGUAAUGAAGAAUCCAGUGUUCAGUGUAGUGGUGCAAACCUGAGGGCGUAGAGCUGUUCAUAGAGGGCUCCUGUUAUAGCCAAACAGACACAGCGACAAUCUCACCAUAUAUAUAUAUAUAUAUUUAACUUGUCCAGCUCAUCUAUGGAAAACUACUCAGGUGGUAUGCUGUUUGAAGCCUCAUCUUCCUAUAUGAAAAUUGUGGGCAUUUAUCCCAAUGAUCUUGUUGCAGCUGUUCUGUGGUCUGCAAAACCACUCUGAUAUUUAGGUAUCUGCUAUUUUAUUAUCUUAAAAAGACAAUUUAAUUGCAUGUGCUAGAGAAAAGCUACCAUGUAAAUUCACCCCAAGUAAAUAGAAUCCUAGAUGAAUCCUAGAAAAAUGAUCCCUAAGCAGAUAGGUAGACAGAGGUAAACAUUCACAGGAUUCAGCUCUCUAGCUCUUGCAUUCUGAGCAUUCUUGCUUUGGUUCUGACUUCUGGGAACUGCUUUGCAUUUCCCCUAUAGAUCUGUAGUUUAAGGGAACCAAGGGGUCACUGGGGCAAAAGCAUUGUUUCUCAAAGCUCCUUGAUUAAGAGAACAGAAAUCUGCACAGAAGAUACUGUCAAGGAGUGAGAAAAUUUGUUUGAGGGCAGUAGCUCAGUGUGGAAGAAAAUCCUGAAGCUUCUGUUGAAACCGUACAAUGUUCUGUGGGGUUACUCUCUAAGGCAUUCUCUGAGGUGUGUGAGGAAGUCACUACUCCUAGCCUUUGUUCAGAUAUAAUUUUAAAUAUUCAGUUAUGGUACUAUGUUUGCAACUCUCAUCUUGUCACAAUGCCUCAGUAGUUUGUUCCCUUAGAAACAUUUAGAUGUGCACAAAUUAAUCUUUUAUAUAUCUAAAGGUUUUUCUAUCAUGUAUUGGGUUGCUCAGAAUAAAGUAUCUAUUAGACUUUGUUUUGGUAAAUAAAUUCUCCCUGUUGUAGAUUAAUAUAAAAUCUGUAAUGACAUAAUAUAUCUAUAUAGCCUUGCUGUAUAAUUCAGAAAUAAAAAUUGAUUCUGCAUGUUA
Macaca mulatta (Rhesus monkey) is the source of this 13022-nucleotide messenger RNA. The record is from RefSeq and is a predicted model, not a curated record. NCBI's taxonomy places the organism in Eukaryota, Metazoa, Chordata, Mammalia, Primates, Cercopithecidae.